Molecule: messenger RNA, 1332 nt
Organism: Mycosarcoma maydis (corn smut)
Lineage: Eukaryota; Fungi; Basidiomycota; Ustilaginomycetes; Ustilaginales
Exons: 2
Coding region: 1-1332 (443 amino acids)
Source: RefSeq, a predicted model, not a curated record
AUGUUGCAUCCGAUCGAUACCACCAUCUAUCGUGCCGGCACCAGCCGCGGGCUCUACUUUCUCGCCAGCGAUCUGCCCGCUGAACCAAGCGAGCGAGAUGCGGCGCUCAUCUCGAUCAUGGGCUCUGGUCAUCCAUUGCAGAUCGAUGGCAUGGGCGGUGGCAAUUCGUUGACCUCCAAGGUGGCCAUCGUCUCUGCUAGCACACAGCGCAGCGAGUUUGACGUCGACUAUCUCUUCUGUCAGGUCGGCAUCACUGAGCGCUUUGUCGAUACCGCCCCCAACUGCGGCAAUCUCAUGUCGGGCGUCGCUGCAUUUGCCAUUGAACGAGGUCUGGUGCAACCGCAUCCGUCGGACACGACUUGUCUGGUUCGCAUCUUUAACCUCAACUCCAGACAGGCUUCCGAGCUCGUCAUCCCGGUCUACAACGGUCGCGUUCACUACGAUGACAUUGAUGAUAUGCACAUGCAGCGUCCUUCGGCGCGCGUCGGGCUGCGCUUUCUCGACACGGUGGGCUCGUGCACUGGGAAGCUUCUGCCCACCGGAAAUGCGAGCGACUGGAUCGACGGCCUCAAAGUGUCCAUCAUCGACUCGGCAGUCCCCGUGGUGUUCAUUCGUCAGCACGAUGUUGGUAUCACCGGUAGCGAGGCGCCCGCCACGCUCAACGCCAACACUGCUCUCCUUGAUCGGCUCGAGCGCGUUCGGCUCGAGGCGGGCCGACGCAUGGGUCUCGGCGACGUCUCUGGUAGCGUAGUCCCCAAGCUUUCGCUCAUCGGUCCCGGUACAGAGACGACCACGUUUACCGCACGCUAUUUUACGCCAAAGGCUUGUCACAACGCACAUGCGGUGACGGGUGCCAUCUGUACGGCCGGGGCGGCGUAUAUCGACGGAAGCGUGGUGUGCGAGAUUCUUUCGUCGCGUGCUUCGGCGUGUAGCGCGUCUCAGCGUCGCAUUUCGAUCGAGCAUCCGAGCGGCGUGCUCGAGGUGGGUCUCGUACCGCCUGAAAAUGCGGCGCAGUCGCUCGUGGAUGUGGCAGUGGUAGAGCGGUCCAUCGCGCUGAUCGCGCAUGCUCGCGUCUACUACACCACCCCAGAUAGGCGGCGCUCGUACGACUCACCGCUCACUUCGCCCUCCACGCCCGCCGACACGCACAACCUGUUCGAUGCAGCGUACCGUCCCGUGAUACAGCCUAGUGACACUGACGUAGAGGCUCCACACAUGCUUGCGCUCGAAAACAAGGAGCAAUGCGUGUCUCGGUGCGAUACCGCGCUCCACCACAUCGUAGCCAGCUACGGCGCUAGCGAUGCACACGCAUCCGACCGCAGCCUCUCUUAG